AUGCGUAUCGACUGGUUCUUCGCCAGCCUGCUUUGCGUAGAGGUGCCAGUAGUCCUGCUGGCCGCAGCUGCGAAACCAAUGGGCGCAAUUGCCCAGGCCGCAAUGACGGCAUUUACCAUCCUGGGCUUUCUCUUUCUGGCGGCCUGGUCUGGCGGCGACAACUUUGAGCACGCCACGUACUACCAGUUCGUCGUGGACACCACUGGCUGGGACAUGAGCAAGCGCCUCUCGGAGACCUGGGGGAAUUUGUUCUUUGGCAACAUCGACUUCAAGUUCGGCACCUGGCGUGGGGCCCAACACUUCCUGUGGGCCACUUGCUUCGCCGUGGGCUUCGGAGUGCUGCCUCUCCUCAGCCAGGUGCUCUGGUCGCAGCCGAGGGCCUUGAAGACCUUCGAGCGCCCAGAGGCCCGUUUUCUGGGCGGCCUGCUGGCCCUUGUGAUCCUGACCUACCAGAGUUACACCCGCUACGGUGACACGAUUGUAGCGGAUGUCGCCCUGCAGUUCUGCCUCUCGCUGUUGACGCUGCUGGAGUGCCUCGCCUUCGUGGCCUGCCUGGGCCUGGCUUUGGGAAAGAACCAAUUCCUGCAGCAGCGCCUUGCAUUCGAAGCGAGAGACAAGAACGACGAGCCCCGCGGGGUCUGGGACGUUCUGCAGCCAUUUUGGACGGAGCUCAGCGCACGCCACUCGGCCGACGACCCGUCCAAGGCGCCGCAUUUGACGGCCUUCAUGAGUUACAAGGCGGGCAUGACCCACAUCGUGCGGGAGGUGGACCGACCCGGGUCCAAGCUGCACAAGAAGGAGAUCGUUGAGCCGGUGACCGUCCUCGAGAGCCCGCCCAUGGUGGUGGUGGGCUUCGUAGGGUACGUGGAGACCCCGCGGGGCUUGAGGGCCUUGACCUCCGUUUGGGCCGGGCACUUGUCGGAGGAGUGCAAGCGCCGGUUCUACAAGACCUGGAAGGGCCGCAAGCACAAGGCCUUCACCAAGUACGAGAAGCGUUGGAGCGAGGCCAGCAAGGAGGGCACUCCGAUGCAGGCGGAGGUGGAGAGGGCCAAGAAGUACUGUCAGGUGAUCCGCGCCAUUUGCCACACCCAGGUGCGCAAAGUGAAGAUUGGCCAGAAGAAGGCCCACAUCAAGGAGAUCCAGGUGAACGGAGGCGCCACCGAGGCGAAGGUGGAUUUCGUGAUGAACCUGUUCGAGCAGGAGGUGAAGAUUGCCGAUUGCUUCAGCCAGGACGAGGUGAUCGACCUGGUGGGCACCACCAAGGGCAAGGGCUUCAACGGCGUGGUCACCCGCUGGGGCGUCACGCGCCUGGUGCGCAAGUCCCACCGCGGCCUGCGAAAG
Messenger RNA from Effrenium voratum, 1341 nucleotides. The record is from the annotation of a GenBank genome assembly. Lineage: Eukaryota; Dinophyceae; Suessiales; Symbiodiniaceae.